UUAGCUAAUGAGGAGGGAGGUGUUUUGUGGCCUCCUUGGGUUUAAGGGCACGGGUUUCACGCUCUCUCUGCUCUUUAGGUACCAGAACUGCAGGAGAGGGUCUCUGUGUCUUCAUUGUUGCUGAGGAUACAUCUGAGGAGGAGCACACAUCACUUCCACAACGCGUCCAACGGUCAGUGUCUGCUUCUUGACAUAUACUACAGCUGUGAAGUUGAGUCAGUUUUUGAAGAAACAUGGCACUUGCAGGACACCUGAAGCAAGAUGACAUUGCAGCAGCAAUCCAGGCUUGUCAAGCCCCAGGGACUUUCAACUACAUGAUGUUCUUUGAACACGUGGGGCUGAUAGGUAAAGCUACUUCAACUGGGGAGAAGGUGUUCAAGGCCCUGGACCAGGACAAGAGUGGAUUUAUUGAAAAAGAGGAGCUGAAACGCUUCCUCCAGAACUUCUGCUCAAAGGCCAGAGAGCUCACAGAGGCCGAGACCAACACUCUGUUGGCAGCUGGGGACAGUGAUGGAGAUGGCAAAAUUGGGAUGGAAGAAUUCUGCGCCUUGCUGAAAUGAAAAGGUGAUGAAUGUCUUCACUGAUUUGAACUUCAUUUCAUGUUUCUCUCUUAUUUAUUUGCAUGCAUAACCUAUGAUUGCUUUUAUGUGAGUUGCUUAUUAAAAUAUGUUUAGCUAGUCUUUGUAGCAAAUGUGCAAACUGGGAACAAAUAAAAACUUGUGAUCAUAGAAUAUGAAACUGCUCAAUAAAAUCAAAGUCUCCAAAUACGGAAAUUCUUUUAUCCA
Molecule: messenger RNA, 785 nt
Organism: Cyprinus carpio (common carp)
Lineage: Eukaryota; Metazoa; Chordata; Actinopteri; Cypriniformes; Cyprinidae
Gene: pvalb5
Product: parvalbumin 5
Cellular component (GO): cytoplasm; nucleus
Molecular function (GO): calcium ion binding
Source: RefSeq, a predicted model, not a curated record